Messenger RNA from Colletotrichum karsti, 1638 nucleotides. RefSeq lists its product as uncharacterized. NCBI's taxonomy places the organism in Eukaryota, Fungi, Ascomycota, Sordariomycetes, Glomerellales, Glomerellaceae. Gene Ontology annotation, biological process: carbohydrate transport; transmembrane transport. The record is from RefSeq and is a predicted model, not a curated record. Gene Ontology annotation, cellular component: membrane. Gene Ontology annotation, molecular function: carbohydrate:proton symporter activity. The coding region runs from base 1 to 1638 and encodes 545 amino acids. The transcript is spliced from 7 exons.
AUGGCGCCUCUCGAAGAAUCCAAGUCUCGCACCGAGGUCGAGCACGACAACACGCCGAUGGACGAAAAGGCCGGCCAUGCGGUUGGAAACGUGAAGGAGGUCAAUGCCGCCUCGGUCGCUUUGGCGGCCGCCCUGGCUGAGCAGAAGCCCAACAUCUGGUCGCCAAACAUGCUGAGGCUCUACUUCAUCAUGGCAAUCGGAUACCUCGUCAGUACCAUGAACGGUUUCGACAGCUCCUUGAUGGGUGCCAUCAACGCCAUGCCGCAGUACCAGCAGACCUUUGGCCUCUCCGGCGUCGGAUCCACCACCGGCAUCGUCUUCAUGAUCUACAACGUCGGCCAAAUCUGCAGUUUCCCCUUUUGCGGUUGGCUCGCUGACGGCUACGGCCGUCGCGUUGCCAUCUUUGUCGGCUGCUUCAUCGUCCUCAUCGGUACUGCCAUCCAGACGCCUGCGAAGACCAUGGGACAGUUCAUCGCGGGACGCUUCAUCCUCGGUUUCGGCGCUUCUCUCGCCUCCGCUGCUGGCCCUGCUUACACCGUCGAACUCGCACACCCCGCGUACCGAGGCUUCAUGGCCGGAAUGUACAACAACUUCUGGUGGUUGGGCAACAUCUUGGCCGGAUGGGCAACUUACGGAUCGAACCUGCACGUCCAGAACUCUUGGGCCUGGCGCAUUCCCACCGUCAUCCAGGCCGGUCUGCCCGGCGUCGCAAUGGUCUUCAUCAUGUUCUUCCCCGAGUCUCCACGUUGGCUUAUCUCCCAUGACCGCGCCGAAGAGGCCCUCGCCAUCCUAGCAAAGUACCACGGCGACGGCGACGUCAACUCGCCCAUCGUCCAACUUCAGUACCACGAGAUCAUGGAAGACAACGCCGCCACCAAGGACGAGAACCCCUGGUGGGACAUGCGCGAGCUCGGAAACACCCGCGCCGCCCGCUACCGUCUCUUCAUGGUCGUCGCCAUGGCCUUCAUCGGCCAGUGGAGCGGCAACAACGUCGUCAGCUACUUCAUGCCCGAGAUGUUCAAGCAGGCCGGAAUCAAGGACGACAAGACCCAGCUCCUCCUCAACGCCAUCAACCCCAUCUUCUCCAUGCUGGGCGCCAUCUACGGCGCCUCGCUCCUCGACAAGCUCGGUCGCCGCUUCAUGAUGAUCGCCGGUCUCCUCGGCUCCCUGGCCGCCUACGUCAUGCUCACCGGCUUCACCGCCGGCUCCGAGACCAACAAGAACCUCUCCUACGGCGUCAUCGUCUCCAUCUACGUCUUCGGCAUCUGCUUCGCCUGGGGUUUCACCCCCCUGCAGACCCUGUACUCGGUCGAGUGCCUCGAGAACCGCACCCGCGCCAAGGGCUCCGCCGCCUCCUUCAUGUUCCUCAACGUCGCCAUCAUGAUCAACACCUACGGCAUCUCCGUCGCCAUGGAGAAGAUCGGCUGGAAGCUGUACCUCGUCUACAUUGGCUGGAUCUGCAUCGAACUUGCCGUCAUCUACUUCUUCUUCGUCGAGACUGCCGGCAAGACUCUUGAGGAGCUCAAGUCCAUCUUCGAGGCCCCCAACCCCAGGAAAGAGUCCACCAAGAGGACAAAGGUUGCCGUCGACGAGGCCGGAAACGUGAUCAACGUCGGCGAGACCACGUCGGGCAUCUAA